AGCUUCUGAUUCGCUUGACCCCCCCCCACAUGUGAACUUUACUCUACUGCGCGACCUAGCGCUGACACCUAUGGAGCUCAAACAAACGUGAUGGGGUAUAUAAAAGAGCCAAUGGAAUGCGGGAAUGCGUUAUACAUGACGGACAGACACUACGUUUGGCCAAUGAUAACACUCGAAAGAAAGGACACGGGGCGGAGAUUGUUUGUUGUCCUCUGUGCUGAAGGAGAGGCGGUAACAGGUCCAUGUGGAGAACUUGGAGGUGAAGCCAUGCAGCUUUAUCUGUCCCGCCUUCUCCUGAUCGUGACAAGGACUGCCUUGCGGGUGACUGGAGUCUUGUUCUGGGUCCUGGUAUAUUUCGCAGCGCUGCUGGCAGCUGUCUCCUAUCUGCCUGAUGCCUUACGGCUACUGACUCGGGGCCCACUUAGCGCAUUUUGCUGGGGACCCCGCCAGGCUGCUCCUCCAUGUCUGACAAACAACGUUCAUGGGCAGCACGGAUACAUCAGGAUAAAGGAUUCUGGAAUUCGCUUCCAUUAUGUUGCUUCAGGAGAUAAGAGGAACCCCUUAAUGUUGCUCCUUCAUGGCUUCCCUGAGAACUGGUACUCUUGGAGGUACCAGCUGGAUGAGUUCUCUAAUGCAUAUCGGACAGUCGCCAUAGACCUCAGGGGAUUUGGAGGAUCCGACGCCCCCUCCAGGCUGGAAGAUUACAAAAUGGAGAUCCUACUUCAAGACUUAAAGGAACUUAUCAGAGGACUUGGUUACUCAUGCUGCGUGCUGGUUGGCCACGACUGGGGAGGCACUUUAGCUUGGACUUUUGCUGUUCGACACCGUGAUAUGGUCACCCACCUCAUCGUCAUGAAUGCACCUCAUCCUUCGGCUUUCCAUGAUUAUGUGCUCUCUCAUCCUUCUCAGCUGUUCUCCUCCCGUUAUGUCUUCCUCUUCCAGCUCCCCAUAAUUCCUGAAAUCCUUCUCUCUUUGCGAGAUUUUGAGCACAUAAGGAAACCAAUGACGGAUGCCACUCUUGGGAUACAGAAUGUGGAGUGCAAGCUGAGUAAUGAAGAGAUAGAGUCCUAUGUAUACUACCCAUCCCAGAAAGGAGCCCUGACACCUCCACUUAACUACUACAGGAACCUUUUUGGAUUUUUCCCGUUGAAGGCCCAGGAUGUCCUUGUUCCAACUCUGCUUCUAUGGGGGGAACACGACGCAUUUCUGGAGGCUGCAAUGGUGCCAGAGAUGCAGCAGUAUGUCCAUGCACCGUUCAGAGCAGAAAUCAUAGCCAACGCCAGCCAUUGGCUGCAACAGGACAGACCACAGGAAGUCAACAGGAUCAUCAGGGACUUCCUGAAUGAAGAUUUCCUUUUGCAUAGGAACUGACACUCUAAUGGGCAUAUGAAUACUAUGGGGCAGAUUAAUCAAGGGUCAAAUUCAAAAUUCAAAUUUUGGAGUUUUUUAUGGUCAAAACUGUCAUUAGAGACCAGGCAGUUAUUCAAAUUCGAUUCGAGUUUUUUUAAAAAAAAUCGAAUUCGAUCUUUGAGAUUUAUCAUACUCUGGCCCUAUAAGAAUUCAAAUUCAACGAUUCACCACCUCCUAAAACUAAAGACUAAUUGCUGUUUAAAUCAAUGGGAGACAUCCAGGGAUCAAUUUGGAGUUGUUUGUAGCCUUCCUGAAUCGAGUUUUUGAAAUUUGAAUCAAAUUUGAUUCAAGGUUGCAGGUCGAUUCUAUUCACCCGACUUUAAAAAAUUAGAUUUUAUUGAUAAAUUUCGAGUUUAUGGGAGUUUUUAAAAAGCUCAAAUGAAUUUGAAAUUUGACUCUUGAUAAAUGUGCCUCCCUGUAUGGGUUCAGCUAUGCUGGGACCUGAUUGUGCUUGUGUGAUUUAUUUAUUUAUUUAAGCCUGGAGCUGAUGGUGAUUGGUGUGAAUAUUUAAAUACAUCAGCCUGGAGCUGACUUGCUUAUUAUAAUUAUGCACGUCAAACUCACAAAUAAUGCAACCAAUGAGAUUCUAAGGGGUUUUGCAGUUUUUCUGGGUUUUUUUUAGAUAAUUUUUGUUUGUUUGGCAGCUUUCCAAUUUGCCGUUUUAAACUGCUAUCCUGUUGCUAGGCUAACUGACCUAGCAACAAGGCCUUUGCUAGAGCAUUAUAAUGAAGUUUUGAUCAUAGCUCUCUGACUGAAGCAAAUAAAAAGGGGAAUGCUAAGGAGUGGGGUGGCGAGGAAAAAUAUGGCUCCACCCACUUAAGUCCACACCCACUUUUUAAAGAUUUUAACAUGUUAUUUAUAAAAAAAUGACAUGUUUCUCCUAAUAAUAUAAUGAUGCGCAAGCUAGGGGUCUCAAGUGUGACCCCCCAUGCACAUAGCUGCCUGCAUUUAUGAGAAAAAGUGCAGGUCCUUGAGAACAAUAACCAGGAUCUCUGAAUUCAUAAUGCUGUACAGGAGAGGGCAGGAAUUUAAAUAACAGUAAAACAAUCUAGCCUUCCUUACUGAUCUGGGGAAGAUUCCUAGCAAUUUCUAGCUCAGUGGGCAGUUGAUGCACCAGCAGGCAGGAAUUGCACCCAAUUUAUUAAUAGUCAGGUGCAGGCAAAUCCCAUAAUAAUGAGUGGGGUGGGAUUCUGAUCUUCAUGUUGACCACCUGCCAAGCUUAAAAUCACUUCAAAAUCUUCAGAACUGCCAGUUUCAUGUAUUCCUAACACCUUUGAAGGAAACCAACAGAGCUUGCACUUAACUGCCCUGUAGGCUAUGAAGGCUGCCUAACUGAAAUUCAUUGGGAGUACUGCACACGCUGUUCUGAAACAUAUUUGUUUAUAUGGGGAUAAAUGUAGUUUCUUGUUUUGUUUUAUCUGCGUGGGGGGAGUUGUAAAAGCCAGGGGUUGUAGGACAACUGCCAGAUCUUAUUUUUGUAUAUAUGUGUUAAUAUAAUAUCCAGACUGAUUAAAUGAUGCCUUAAUUCA
Messenger RNA from Xenopus laevis (African clawed frog), 2939 nucleotides. It is a transcript of the gene ephx3.S, whose product is annotated as epoxide hydrolase 3 S homeolog. The transcript is spliced from 8 exons. The coding region runs from base 91 to 1371 and encodes 426 amino acids. The record is from RefSeq and is a predicted model, not a curated record. NCBI's taxonomy places the organism in Eukaryota, Metazoa, Chordata, Amphibia, Anura, Pipidae. Gene Ontology annotation, molecular function: epoxide hydrolase activity; catalytic activity.